Molecule: messenger RNA, 513 nt
Organism: Acanthosepion pharaonis
Lineage: Eukaryota; Metazoa; Mollusca; Cephalopoda; Sepiida; Sepiidae
Source: the annotation of a GenBank genome assembly
AUGUCCUCUUUUGAAAAGAACGCCAUAUUUACGCUGAGUCUGAAUCUUUAUUCCAACCUGUCUGUUUAUUCCAAUCUCUCUUUCUAUUCCAUCUUGUCUGUUUAUUCCAACGUAACUCUUUAUUCCAACCUGUCCGUUUAUUCCAUCCUGUCCGUUUAUUCCAUCCUGUCCGUUUAUUCCAUCCUGUCCGUUUAUUCCAACAUGUCUGUCUAUUCCAUCCUGUUUGUUUAUUCCAUCCUGUCCGUUUAUUCCAACAUGUCUGUUUAUUCCAUCCUGUCCGUUCAUUCCAACCCGAAUCUUUAUUCCAAACUGUUUGUUUAUUCCAUCCUGUCCGUUUAUUCCAACAUGUCUGUCUAUUCCAACCUGUCUGUUUAUUCAAUCCUCUCCGUUUAUUCAAUCCUCUCCGUUUAUUCAAUCCUGUCCGUUUAUUCCAAACCUCUCUGUUUAUUCCAACCUGACUCUUUAUUCCAAACCUGUCUGUCUAUUCCAUCCUGUCUGUUUAUUUCAAUCUGA